Molecule: messenger RNA, 701 nt
Organism: Osmerus eperlanus (European smelt)
Lineage: Eukaryota; Metazoa; Chordata; Actinopteri; Osmeriformes; Osmeridae
Gene: anapc11
Product: APC11 anaphase promoting complex subunit 11 homolog (yeast)
Exons: 3
Coding region: 250-504 (84 amino acids)
Biological process (GO): protein ubiquitination; anaphase-promoting complex-dependent catabolic process; positive regulation of mitotic metaphase/anaphase transition
Cellular component (GO): nucleus; anaphase-promoting complex
Molecular function (GO): zinc ion binding; cullin family protein binding; ubiquitin protein ligase activity
Source: RefSeq, a predicted model, not a curated record
UUUGGCCAGGCAACGUUUUCAUUGCUAAAUUAAAUGUAUUUACGGUGUAUGCGCAGAAAUCCUCUGAAGAGAUAAACAGCAUUCCUAGAUUUUCCGAGACAACACCCCGUACUGUAACUAGUUUGACAUCAACGUCAGUUCUUCCGCCGGCCACUGGAGGUCUCGCUUUGUUUUCACAGUCUUGUUCAACUACGACUGGUACUGUACGCGUUAUCAAGAAGUAGCUGGAUUUAAUGUAGGGACAAGAAGAUGAAGGUAAAAAUCAAGCAGUGGAACGGCGUGGCGUCCUGGCUUUGGGUGGCCAAUGAUGAGAACUGUGGGAUCUGCCGAAUGUCUUUCAACGGCUGCUGUCCGGACUGUAAAGUUCCCGGAGAUGACUGUCCCCUGGUGUGGGGCCAGUGUUCGCACUGCUUCCACAUGCACUGCAUCCUCAAAUGGCUCAACUCCCAGCAGGUUCAACAGCAGUGCCCCAUGUGCCGACAGGAGUGGAAGUUUAAGGAGUAAACUGACAACACUCCUGGAUUGCCUUUCAGAGACUAAUGAAUAUACCUCAAUUUGAGGAUUUGUGUAUACUUUUGGAAUAUAUGUACAUAUAUUUCUGUUUUUGUACUGUUGAUAUGCAUCAGUCGACUGGUGAGAAUGUGAAUAUACGUUCAAUUGGAUUAAAGUUAUUAUUUUAGGCUGAAUUGUCACACUCCGAA